AUGGCUCCCAAGAAUACUGUCACUGAUGCAUCCACUAAAAAAGUUAUGAGCAAAGGAGCAUGGACGGCUGAGGAAGAUAACAAACUAGCUCACUGCGUUGAAGUUCAUGGUGCAAAAAGGUGGAAAACAAUUGCACUUAAAUCAGGUUUAAAUCGAAGUGGAAAGAGUUGCAGAUUGAGAUGGAUGAACUAUUUGAGACCUAACAUCAAGAGAGGCAACAUAUCACAUGACGAAGAGGACUUGAUUAUCAGGCUCCAUAAGCUGCUAGGAAACAGGUGGUCACUGAUUGCUGGGAGACUUCCAGGGCGAACAGAUAAUGAAAUUAAGAACUACUGGAAUUCUCAUUUGAGCAAGAAAAUUAUAGAUCAAACUCAAAAGGAGAAAAUUCCAGAUCAACCUUCCACACCGCUAGCUACCAUGCACCAAAAGACUUCGGAUGCCAUUCAGGUCGAGGAAGAACGCAGCGCUAGAGAAGCAUGGAACUUGGAGACUGGGAACUUUGAUGUCGACGAGUUCUUUGACUUCUCCGCUGAAGGAUUUUAUUGGGUUGAUAAAUCUCUUCGAUCAACUUGA
Molecule: messenger RNA, 573 nt
Organism: Populus nigra (black poplar)
Lineage: Eukaryota; Viridiplantae; Streptophyta; Magnoliopsida; Malpighiales; Salicaceae
Product: transcription factor MYB114-like
Exons: 3
Coding region: 1-573 (190 amino acids)
Biological process (GO): cell differentiation
Cellular component (GO): nucleus
Molecular function (GO): transcription cis-regulatory region binding
Source: RefSeq, a predicted model, not a curated record